Molecule: messenger RNA, 4163 nt
Organism: Austrofundulus limnaeus
Lineage: Eukaryota; Metazoa; Chordata; Actinopteri; Cyprinodontiformes; Rivulidae
Gene: zbtb1
Product: zinc finger and BTB domain containing 1
Exons: 2
Coding region: 323-2353 (676 amino acids)
Biological process (GO): regulation of transcription by RNA polymerase II
Cellular component (GO): nucleus
Molecular function (GO): DNA-binding transcription factor activity, RNA polymerase II-specific; protein binding
Source: RefSeq, a predicted model, not a curated record
AUUUUUACAAAUUGUAAAACAGAAACAAAUGUAACUAUAAUUAAUACAAACUAUUUUACAACCAAUUUUUUAGGCUCCUAUUGUGUUUUGAAAGGCGAGGUUGUGGCCGGUAGUCGUUGAUUCUGACUUCCGGGAUUGACGGCGCGGCACUAGUGCGGAAGUCCUUUCAUCCAGCGGGAGGAGAGGAAGAGGAGGUAGCUCUUCGUCUCAAACUUUACGCCUGAGCACAACAAACGGUUCUGGGGAGGAAGACUCCGGAGUCCAGGUACAUCCUCUCUCCGACACCAGCAGGUCCUCCGCGGGGCCUAGCUACCCACGGGCGAUGGCGAGGCCGAGCCACAGCGAUCACGUCCUCCAGCAGCUCAACAACCAGCGGGAGUGGGGCUUCCUGUGCGACUGCCUCAUCGCCAUCGGGGACAUCUACUUCCGGGCCCACAAGGCCGUGCUGGCGGCCUGCAGCUCCUACUUCAGGAUGAUGUUCAUCCGGGACCAGCAGGGGGCGGGCCACCUGGACCUGAGCAACAUGCAGAUCAGCGCCGAGUGCUUCGACCUGAUCCUGCAGCUCAUGUACCUGGGCCGGAUCGUGGUGGGCAGCUACGAGUUCGAGGAGCUCAAGGCGUCCAUGGCGUACCUGCAGAUGUACUACAUCCCCGACUCGCUGGAGGACCUCAGGGACAUCCGGAGCUCCAACCUCACCCCGUCCUCCUCGGCCUCGUCGUCUUCCUCCAGUUCCUCCACCGGACUCUCCGGGGGGAAAAUGAUGUUUGGGGUCCGGAUGUACGAGCAGCAGAGGCCUGUGGCUUCUGAGGGCGAGGUUCUGACCAAAGCGGCGGGCGGCGGCGGCGGGGGACGUCCGGCUGUUCCAGCAGCCGUCAGCAGACCCGCAGCCACAGAGGAGGCAGUGGCGGCGGUCGCUCCUCUCGUGGCGGCGCCGUCGGCUGCAGACGGAGCGGCCGAGCAGCCGUGCGACCUGAGGAAGAGGUCCGGGGGCCGGGGCGCCGCCCUGAAGGACCGCCCCCGCUUCGGCCGCACCUACACCUGCGACGACUGCGGCUUCGUGUUCAGCUGCGAGAAGCUGCUGAUCGAGCACAUCCUGACCUGCACCAACCGCAAGGCCUUCCACCCGGCCCGGCCCGGCGCCGACAAGGCCGAGAGCUCCGCCUCCGAGAGCGCCGAGGAGCACAGGCUCGUCUGCAAGGGCGAGGACGACUGGGCCGAGGCCAGGACCGACUCGGACCUGCCCGUCGGGUCGGUGGCGGCGGCGGCGGCCGGGACCGACAGCGAGCCCGGCUCAACCCGGAGCAUCAAAACGGAACCGGAGGAAAGCCUGUUCUGUGAGAUCGAGAUGGUCCAGGUGGGCGAGCACGGAACCAGAGACUGCAGCUCCCGCCUGAGCGACGGGACUCUGCGAGACUCGCUGAGGCCGAGCCGGGACUCGGAACCCGGAGUGUCGGGUUUGGAGCCCGUGGACGCCCACCCGUCCAGCAGCAACGACUCAGGAAUCCCCUCGAAGCUGCGGCGGGUCAAAGACGAGCGGCCGGACCCCGACUGCUCCCCCUGUGAACUCUGCGGCGCCGUCCUGGCCGAGGAGGACAAGUCCACCCACUACCUGUCCAGCCACAUGGGCCACAUCUGCGCCUGCGGCCGCUGCGGCCAGGUCCUGAUCAAAGGCCGGCAGCUGCAGGAGCACGCCGAGCGCUGCGGCGAGGCCCACGGCGCCGAGUCGGACUCGCACGGCGAGGACGAGGCGUCGCUGCUCGGGGAGGCUCCGGGGAUGGAGGAGGGGCUGCUGGAGGCGGCGGACCUGGCGUGCCCCCACUGCGGCCUGCUUUUCCAGAACGGCAGCCUGGCGCUGGAGCACGCCCUGUCCUGCCACGAGCAGGAGCUGUUCCGGCCCGUCCUCCUGGAGGAGGGGGCCGGCGAGGCGGACCACCGCAGGAAGCACUUCUGCAGCAUCUGCGGGAAGGGCUUCUACCAGCGCUGCCACCUGCGGGAGCACUACACGGUCCACACCAAGGAGAAACAGUUCACCUGUCAGACCUGCGGGAAGCAGUUCCUGCGCGAGCGCCAGCUCCGCCUCCACACCGACAUGCACAAGGGCAUGGCCCGCUACGUGUGUCCCGUGUGCGACCAGGGCACCUUCCUGAAGCACGACCACGUGCGCCACAUGAUCUCCCACCUGUCGGCCGGCGAGACCAUCUGCCAGGUGUGCUUCCAGAUCUUCCCCGGCGGCGAGCAGCUGGAGAAGCACAUGGACGUGCACCUGUACAUCUGCGGCGUCUGCGGCGAGAAGUUCCGGCUCCGCAAAGACAUGAGGAGCCACUACAACUCCAAACACACCAAGAGGCUAUAGAACGUUCCAGAAGAACCGUUCUCCUCGUUCCGUUUUGUUUCUAAGAAGCCAUAAAUGUGAGAACAAAUCAUGCACUUGAACACCAAAAAAGACACCUUCCUAUCUGCACUUUGAAAUAUAUGCAUAACUUAAACAGGUGUUCAGACUGCGGGCAGCGAGGCCGCUGAUUGGUCACUUUGUUAGUGGUGGGCGGAGCCUUGGGUUGAACUCGACAUGGUGCCGGAGCACGGUUUGGAUCGAGCUGUAGAAGCUGCUUUAUUUCUGAUGAAAUCAGAUUUUUAUACAAGUUAAAGCAGAUUUUUAAGAGAGAAAUGAGCAGAAGAUGAAAGUUACCAAGUAAAUCCACCGUAGUUUAGUCUGCAGGUGGAAGGAGGAGGUCUGGACCUGGUUCUGAUCCUGUUGGCAGUUUAACAGAAUCCAAAACCAGUUCAUCCUGGAGUUAACACGGAUCCUGUAGGACCCAGAACCCUCCCCGCACCGCGUUUCUUUCUGUUCGCUUUAAGAGUUCUGCACAGAAGAACCUCGUCUGCGCUGUCAGAACCAAACCUCACGUCUGUAACCGGUCCUCAAACACUUCAGGUCCACAAUAAACGGGUCAGAAACGAGCCGAAAACCCUCUCAGGACCAGUGUCACAGGAGAACCAAUGCUGGUCUCAGAGUCCUGAUCCACAGUCCAGCUCAGAUCCAAACCAGUUCUCAGCCACGUGGCUACAAAACAAUUUCAAAUCGUUUCGAAACCCGUUCAGAACAUUUCCAACCCCAGAACCAGACGGUCCCAAAGUUCUGAGUCUGAACUUGUUAAAAGUUAAAACGAAAGAUUUAAUUAAAACAAACGUGUAAAGUUCAACCAGUAAACAAACCAACCGGGUUCAGAACCUUCAGAAGGUCUGUGUGGAGGAACAGGCCACGCCUACACUACUUUUACAUUGUUAUGGUUUUUUUUUUCUUUGUCCUUGAUUUCAACAAAAACACUGUAAAGAUGAGUUUCUGCAGAAAAACGCCCUGAAGAAACGUCAGAUGUUCUGAUGUCGGAGGAAGAUUCUCCUCAAACUUUAGUGUUUUUUUUUUUUUUUUUUUUGAUGCAUCGAGUUUCACUUCAGGACAUGAUUGUUUGAAACAGGAUGUGGGACAAAAAAAUAGAUCCGUUAGUUUUUGGGUUUUUUUUUUUUUUUUCAUUUAAAGCACAAAAGUUUUUUAUCGAAAGAUGUUUUACAACAAAUCAAAUCACAGCAAACAAAAAAAAUAACAGUUGAAGGUACGAAAUGAAAAAUUGGAAGAAAUAUUAAAAAGAUGUUCAGAAAUGAAACAUAUGUUUCCUAAAAGCUUCGACUUCCUGCAGGUUUUUGGAAAAAUCCGUUGAAAUGUCAGGAGGAGUGAACAGGAAGUGAACGAUGAGCUUAAAUUCUUGCAGGUAAAUUAAAUAAACGGAGCUCUGGUGCUUCUGUUUGCUGCUUUCUAACUUUCCUGGUUUUUUUUAGUGAUUUGUAGUUUGUUUUUUGGGGUUUUGGUGAAACAUCUCAGACUUUCAAAAUAAAACAACUUUCACGCAAACGACUUAAAAAUCAAACUCAAUGUUUUUCCUGCAGAAACCGUUAAAACUAAUUUAGAACCCAAAAAAAUUCCUCAAACUAUAAAACCACUGGUCCAGCUGCCUGACGGAUCAGCACCAACCAGAACCAGAACCGGUCCAGAACCUGCUUGUUGUCCAGCGGCUCAGAAGCUAAAAGCAGUUUGUGUUUCAGAACAUGAGGAGGUUUUUGUUUGUUCGGCCUUUUUUAACCCAAUAAACCAAGUGAUCUUCUGUUUGUGA